AAAAAGAGAAACUGAUAACAAGUGUCAUAACACUAAAAAUCUUUUUUCGUCUGAAUGACCUACCGCCUAAAUAAUGUCAUCUUACAAAGACAGUAUUUUGGGGGCAAAGGUUAUUGAUUUACACAAAAUAGUCGAAAAUGGACGUCAGCGUUUCAUUUGUUUUACAAAAAUGGGAACAAAUUGGUCUCUUAAUGUGACGGACGGUCUUGAUAUCUGGCGGCUUGAGAUGGAUGAAGAUGAAUUUGAGUCACAUAGAGAAUUGUCAGAGACUUCAUCAAAUGAGGCAUUUUUAUUGAAAAUUAGGAAAGGCUUUACAGAUGGAGAUCUUUCUGUUGCAAUGAUUGGAAACAAAAUUACUCUUACCAUUGGAAAGGGAGUGAGUGCAUUGACUUUUGACCUAUAUGAAUGCAAGGCCGCUGAGAAGAAAACAGAACUACAAGAACUUUUGUUUAAAUUAGCAAUGUCCUCUUCAAAACUUGAAGAAGAGCUUGCAGUAGCAAACAAGACCAUAGACACCCUGAAGUCCCAAACUGCUAAUACUGGUGCAGGAAAUUCUGCCCUAGAUAUAGGCUCUAAAAGAGAAUCCCAUGCCAAACCCAAACCCAAAAAAGUCGGCAUGAGUGUUGUGAAUCCGACCAGCAAAAAGAGGAAGGCUGCCCAUGGUGUAGUUUUUGACUAAAUUGUAGUUGGAACCACAUUUUAUUUUUAUUUUUCUAAAAAAAGGCAGCUCAUCUCAAACUUCAUACAAUGCACUUCAACUGUUGAAUUGAAAGUAUCUUGCUUUGUUUGUGAACCAGUUUCUUUAUCUUUAAAUUUUUGUACAUACAUGUA
Molecule: messenger RNA, 831 nt
Organism: Saccostrea cuccullata (small rock oyster)
Lineage: Eukaryota; Metazoa; Mollusca; Bivalvia; Ostreida; Ostreidae
Exons: 2
Coding region: 74-679 (201 amino acids)
Biological process (GO): double-strand break repair via nonhomologous end joining
Cellular component (GO): nonhomologous end joining complex; site of double-strand break; nucleus
Molecular function (GO): molecular adaptor activity
Source: RefSeq, a predicted model, not a curated record